Erythranthe guttata (spotted monkey flower) is the source of this 1422-nucleotide messenger RNA. NCBI's taxonomy places the organism in Eukaryota, Viridiplantae, Streptophyta, Magnoliopsida, Lamiales, Phrymaceae. The record is from RefSeq and is a predicted model, not a curated record.
UUUAAUUUUGUACGUACUUGCAUGCAUGCAGGAGCUACAGAGAAAUGGAGAAGGUGUUCAAGAUAUACGUGUACAAAGAAGGAGAAGCUCCGAUAUUCCACAACGGCCCAUGCAGGAGUAUAUAUUCUAGUGAGGGAAGGUUCAUCAACGAAAUGGAAAAGCAUGGGAAUCAUUAUAGAACCAACGAUCCAGAUGAAGCCCACGUGUACUUCAUGCCUUUCAGUGUGGUUGUGAUGGUCCAGUAUUUGUAUGAGCCCGGUGCACUCGAUAUGAACCCCAUCGGCAACACCCUUGCUGAUUACGUUCGCACCAUCUCUCACAAGCACCCCUUCUGGAACCGCAGCCUCGGCGCCGAUCAUUUCAUGCUCUCUUGUCACGAUUGGGUAAGUUUUGGCCCACACACAAGUUCGUACGUGCCGCUCCUAUUCAAGAACUCGAUAAGAGUCCUAUGCAACGCCAACACUUCAGAAGGGUUCAACCCUCUCAAAGACGCAACCCUACCCGAAAUCAACCUCAAAACGGGCGAAAUCACCGGCCUCCUAGGGGGGCCGCCCCCUUCGCAGAGGAAAACCCUAGCUUUCUUCGCCGGAGGUCUCCACGGUCAUAUCAGACACCUCUUGUUACACCAUUGGAGAGAUCAAAAUCAAGACAAAGACAUACAAGUCUACGAAAAGCUACCAUCGAACAUGUCGUACGAAAAAAUGCUAAAAACGAGCAAGUUUUGUCUUUGCCCUAGCGGGUACGAGGUGGCGAGCCCGAGGGUUGUGGAGGCAAUUUACGCGGAGUGUGUGCCUGUAUUGAUAUCGGAUAGCUACGUGCCGCCUUUUAGCGACGUGUUGAAUUGGAAGAAGUUUGCGGUGGUGGUGGCGGUGGAGGAUAUUCCGAACAUAAAGAAUAUUCUGAUGGGGAUUUCGGAGGGUAGGUAUUUGAAGAUGCAGAAGAGGGUGAGGCAAGUGCAGAGGCAUUUUGUUGUGAAUGGAAAUCCUAAGAGAUUUGAUUUGUUUCAUAUGAUUGUUCAUUCUGUUUGGCUUAGGAGAUUGAAUCUUAGGCUGCAUGCUUCUCUCUAAGUUGUGUGUGUGUGUGUUUGUUCACACGUGUGGUGGAUGUGUUUUAGGGUUUUUUUGAUGCUGCACACCCGGUGAAAUACACUGGGUGAUUAUUAACCGUCGAUCUACACAUAAUCACAUAUACACUUAUGUAUAUGUAUGUGUGCAGGUUAGUGGCAAGUUAUUUGAUUACCAUAUCAACGGUUAAUAAUCACAUGGUGUAACAUCUCAAUAACCGUGUUUUAGGUCAUAUUGUGCGCGGUUCGAGGGUUAAAUUGUGCGUGUCUUGAGAUGUGUCGAUUAUUAUUUUGGGUCAUAUAUAUGCAAGACUAAAACUACUUGUGCAAGAUCAAAUUAAAAUUUUCACAGUAUAAAU